Sorghum bicolor (sorghum) is the source of this 4765-nucleotide messenger RNA. RefSeq lists its product as uncharacterized. The transcript is spliced from 20 exons. The record is from RefSeq and is a predicted model, not a curated record. Gene Ontology annotation, molecular function: protein binding. NCBI's taxonomy places the organism in Eukaryota, Viridiplantae, Streptophyta, Magnoliopsida, Poales, Poaceae. The coding region runs from base 1085 to 4339 and encodes 1084 amino acids.
GAAUUUGUGCUGCUUCACCCCUCCGUUGCACCUCAUCCUGGUUGUGGUUUCUGCCGGUUGUGGUUCGUUGCUCUUAGGGUUUUGCUUCGCCUUGCGUUUUUCCUGCCUUUUGGCAUCGGAAGGCUGUUGGAGUUUGGAGCUCGUUUCUAUUGCGGCCCUUUUCCUGUGACGCGGUUUGGUUUCGAUUGAAAACUCGUCGCCAUUGCUCUGGUUGUUUGCCUUUUCCUGUGCCGCGGUCUACUCCGAUCGAUUUCGGUGGUGCUGGGUAGCUUUCGCAGCCGUGUUGACGGCGGGGAUGAAAUUUCUGCGCAACAAUGUGGGAGCCUCGGGAGCACCGAGCAGAUGAAAUUCCUGCUCGGAUAUGCCGCCCAUUCCAUCACAUUUUCUAGCUUUCCUUUUGGGUUUGGGUUUUUUUGCGGGUUUUCGGGUUCGUUUGGGACGUUUCGUAUGCUUCCCCGUUCCGAGGCCUACUACUACUACUACUAUACUACUACUUCCUAGGUGGUUGAUUCAAAUCUUUGGCACAAAUCUCUUGCGUGGCUGCCCGGCUGGGUAGCUUCGUAUCUGGUACAAGUCCGUGUCGUGUCAUUCGCAGAAUCGCAGUAGCGAAGUGAACAGGCCUGUUAAACCGACCGGACAUCUAUUGCUGAUGUGACCGAGCUCUAUGUGGUGUCACUGAACAAGGCCGGGUGUGAAGUCUUGUCUUUGACUGGCUGCAUUUUUGUUUUCUUAUGGUGAUUUCGGAUUCUUUUUCAGUUCCGUGCUGUGCUUUUGGAAGUUCGUUUUAAGCCUUUUUCGUGAGUUGCUUGGGUAGUGCAGUGAAUUCUCUAGCAGUAGCAAUUUUUUUUCUCAAGGUGGCUGAUGCAUUUCUCGGAUUCCAUUCUGGCUUGUGGCAACCCAAGGAUAGCAUGCGGAUUUUGUUCCCAGAUUCCACUCUGGCCCAUCUUUUUUUUAGCCAGCUGUUUGCAGACAGCUUGGGGGGUACUGCAAUAAGAGUUCGCCUAUUAUAUGCUUGUACAAGUUCCAAUUAAAACAACUCGAGCAAUUUGGUCAUUCUUUUGUUCUAAAUACAGCUUGUGUUCAGAUGAGUUGUCUUUUGAAUUCGCAGAACUCAAGUGGAGAAACCAGCGGGGCAGGAACCAGGGCCAGCAUGGAGCGCGUGAAGCACGAGAACUUUUGCCGCGCCGUCGCGGAGGACAACACAGCGCUCCUCCUCUUGGCGGUGGGGAACUCCAGGAAGGAGGCCCUGUGUCGCAUCCGCAAGGGCUCCGACGCCUCAAGGGUGCUGGACCCGGAGAUGUCCGCGAGGCUGCUCCACCUCGCUUGCAAGCACGACGCGGUGGAGUGCGCGAGGCUGCUCCUAGAGGGCGGCAGCGGGAUCGCGGCGGCCCCCAUUGACGCAAGGGACCAGCUCACGUGGACGCCGCUCCACGUCGCAGCUGAGACCCACUCGACCAGGUGCAUAGAGCUGCUACUCUCCAAGAACGCCCGCACUGAUCUCAGGGUGGUUGACGGGAGACCACUUCUCCCGCUUGAGAUCGCGCUAAUGAGCAGGAGAGUUCAAACUAAAUGGUCGGUGGACAACUCAAUUGAGGACCUUCUGUCUUUUCUUAAACAAAUGGAUCUUAAUGCAGUAAGGCUCCUAGCAGAGGAAACCAGAGUGGUUGGGGAGCUUGCGUACAGAUACGCCAUGGAAGGAAGUGUCCCUGCAUUGGCAAUGCUGCUUCUGGUGGUUGAAGAGAAGAUAUCGCCACAAGUGAGUGUGGUGAUACAGGGCGUCAGCACAAAGCGGUCAAUCUACAACUCCAUUGUUGAUGAGGCUUUAUCAAUGGGAGAUGCUUCAGCUCGUGAUGGAAAUGAAAGGAGAAAGGCCCUGCUAUGUGAGAUUCAGCUGCUUAACCAAUUUGGAUCGGCAUCAUGGAGGGACCACAAUGACAGGAGAACAUUACCCCCUCUACUGAGAGCUGCUAAGGUUGGAGAUAUGAAUGUCAUAAAGAUGCUCCUGAUGGGGAAUGUUGAUGUCAAUGAAGCCGACUCUGAAGGAAACACAGCACUUCACUGGUGCCUUAGUGGUGCCUCAUAUACCAAGGAGCCAAGGAUUGUGUGGCUUCUGCUCAAGAAUGGCGCAAGAGUUUUCCAGUGGAACAAAUUAGGGCUCACACCAGUACACAGCGCUGCAGCUAAGGGCAAUUACAAAGCUCUUCAGUCACUUCUGCUUCAUGCCCAAGAUUGUGUUGAUAUACCUACCAAGACCAAAGAAACCCCAUUGUUCUUUGCAGUGAACAAUGGUUUUGUGGAUUGUGCAAAACUUCUUUUGUGCUUUGGGGCUGAUACCAAAGCCCGGAACCUGAGAAAGCAAAGACCAAUUGAUGUGGCAACAUCCCAGGACAUGCGUUUCAUUCUUAGCUCUGCAAAUGUGUUACCAUGGAACCAUAGCUCACCUCAACAGAAUCGUGUGAUGAGAAAGAAAAUUUACAAAGAGCUUCUUGGUGAUAAAUUUGAUGAUCAUGAUAAGGAUUACUGUGAUGAUAACUAUACUGGGUUUAAGACAUCAGUAGGCCAAUAUGAUUUUCGGUCCAGUAAUCAUUCUGCACAAGGGCUUAAGAGUAAAAGCCAAUAUGUUCCAAAACAAGCACAAGGUUCAAAGUUUGUGCCUCGGGCUAAGGCAUCAUCGAGUGGAGCUUCUACCGCCACUGCUGCAAAAGUUCCUGCAACUCCUGGCCACCCUGCUGCCCCUGUGGUCCCUGCUACAUCAGUUGCAAGAACACCUACACAAGCUCCUGUUGCCACAGCUGAAACGGCACCUCCAAGUGCACAGCCUCAGGCUGCUCCUGCUGCUACGCUUGCUGCAUCUGGUGAUGCUGAUGUGUACAGUCAGGCAGCUUCAAACCUUGUAUCUGGCAACAAUCUGGAACAGAUUAUCCAACAAAUUCUUGACAUGGGUGGUGGUACCUGGGAACGUGAUACAGUUGUCCGUGCUCUACGUGCUGCAUAUAAUAACCCUGAGAGAGCUAUAGACUACCUAUAUUCUGGAAUUCCUGUGAAUGUGGAGACUCCUCCUGUUGCUGGAGCACCUGCUGGUGGCCAACAAACAAAUCAGCAGGCCCCAUCACCUGCUCAGCCAGCAGUUGCAUCACCAGUGCAGCCAUCCGCUGCCUCUGCACGGCCCGAUGCAAAUCCUCUGAUCCUUUUUCCUCAGGUCAAUCUCCAUUUCUGCGGACGUAAAAUCCGAACAUCUCUUCUACCUGGUCUCUCCAUUGUGAAGCUUGUUCAGCUUGCUCUAUUGGAGAACAAUAUCAGAACAACAGAUUUUUAUUUACUGUUAAAUGGAAGACUCUUGGAUGAGCAUGUGACUGUUAAUGACAUUCCGGCAGAAUCAAAUAUCCAAGUCCGUCCAAGAGUUCGAGGCGGAGUGGAUGAAGUCCAUGAGACCACUUACAGAAGUAUCGAUACUGUGAUCAACAAAAGGGGGCAUGAGAAGAUGUUUAGAAGAGUCAUUAUUCCGAAGCAAUUGGGAAAGCGUUAUGCUUGUUUGUUAUCACCCUUCUCACAGUACAUUUUAUUUGGUAUCUUACGUUGUGUUUGUCGGGAAGCACACCAGUUUGGCAAGUGUUACAACGGAGCAUUUACUUUAGCUGAUUUUAUGAUUUCAAAAAAAGGUCACAUUAAGAUGAGCUCUUCAGUUUUCUUGGACAAUUACACCCCUCAGGGAGGUGAAGCUGACUAUAGGCAGUUAUAUAGGAUAUUACUGGUAUUUGUUGACGCAGAGCGGGGACUUGUGCCUCUCUACUUUGCUCACCUCCUCGACACGCUGCGCAGUACUAAUGAGCUUAAUCGGCGUGAUCCAGAUUCCAUCACUUUUUUGCUAAAUCACCCGAGCCUUCUAACUUAUGCAGAAAGACAUCGGCUCUUUUGUUUGAUUGACCAGAUGAUUCUUAAGUUACCUAGGGAAGAGAAAGAGAAAGUAUUUAAAAAGGUGAAUUCAAUUCCUGGGUAUUCUAAGUGGGAUAGCAAUUUUGAAGUCAUGAAAGAAUUUAAUAGGGUGUACAAUUUCCCUUCUGGCAAAGGCAUACAUAGAUAUGCAGGUUCUGGAUUGAAUACUACGAUCCACUUUUGUCGCAAUUACUUGAGCCACCCAGAAGAUUGGGUGUCAAUACUAUUUGCUGAGGUGGCUAUAUCUCUGCUUGUAGAAGAUAUGCUGGCCAAAGUCAUAAAAGAGUUGUUAGAUUAUCAGCCUCCAGUCUAUGUUGGUACAUGGGAUCUAAUCGGAUUGAUUGCCAAUGUAAGGGCGGAUACAGGCACAAUGUUAAAUCAGGAUGGUGCUGCUUACUCAGACUGACAGAAUUAAUGGCUCCCUGGCUCGGAGGGCCAUCAAGGACUUGAUGGCAGUGUGAUGUCAUCCCGAUGGUCUCAGUGCACUCAAGGCAGCAGGUCUACACCAGGGCAACCAAUACCUAAGGAUGGGGAAGAGGUGUAAUGCCUUUGUUUUCCCUCUCUGUAGGAGGAGGUCUUCAACUUUAGAACAGUUGUCAUCUUUGUCAAGUGUUUGCUAAUGUUAUGUUACCUGUGAUGAGUAUCUAAUGUGGCUGAAACAUUUCAGAGAUUGAGUAUUAGUUGGGUACUGUGGUUUGCCUAUUAUAAAUAUUACCCGGCCUUAAUAGCUUUUUGUCUGAUCCGUGAUGACUCGAUGCUUCAGUCCAAACUCCAAACUACUGUACCUUGAGUCCAAGCAACCAUCUGCAUGGAGUUAUAAACUGUUACAAUU